Molecule: messenger RNA, 1512 nt
Organism: Cynara cardunculus var. scolymus (artichoke)
Lineage: Eukaryota; Viridiplantae; Streptophyta; Magnoliopsida; Asterales; Asteraceae
Product: box C/D snoRNA protein 1
Exons: 5
Coding region: 53-1264 (403 amino acids)
Biological process (GO): snoRNA localization; maturation of LSU-rRNA from tricistronic rRNA transcript (SSU-rRNA, 5.8S rRNA, LSU-rRNA); box C/D snoRNP assembly
Cellular component (GO): pre-snoRNP complex; nucleus
Source: RefSeq, a predicted model, not a curated record
AGAAUUCAACUUGUUGCAGCCAAAUAAACCCUAGACCUUUCUUAAACCUCCCAUGGGAGAACAGGAAGGAGGCGUAGUUAUUUGCAGCACAAAGCCACUUAUGGAACCACCAGAAUCAUCAUCUAAAUCCUGCGAAGAAUGUAAAACAAACAUAUUCAAGUACAAAUGCCCAGGUUGCUCCGUACGUUCUUGUAGUCUCCCUUGUGUCAAAGCUCACAAACAACGUACUGGAUGUACAGGCAAAAGACAACAACAUACAGAGUUCGUUCCUCUUUCUCAAUUCGAUGACAAUCUCAUUCUAUCUGAUUACAACAUGCUUGAGGAUGUGAAGAGAAUAGCCGAUUCCGCCAAGAGAAGGAGACUACAGCUCUGUGGGAAAUUCUUUCAUGGGCUUCCACACAACCUUAAAAGCUUGAUGAGGGCUGCUGGGAAUCGGAAGAUUAAACUUUUCUUUUUGCCAAAUGGAAUGUCAAAAAGGGAAUCCAACCAGACUUUCUUUGAUAACAGGAAUAAAUCUAUUUCGUGGACAAUAGAAUGGCGCUUUCAUUCAACCAACAUCAAGUUGUUCGACCACGGAGUACAUGAAGAUUCAAAUCUUUACUCGAUGAUUGAGAACCAUCUAAAAUCUGGUCCAAGGAAUCAUGCGUUGCAGCCGUUUCGUCUUGAGCCCGUGGAAUCUCUUAAAUUUUUCAUUAGUAAACACCCAAAGCAACCAAGAUCACCAUUUCGUGAGUUGGACAUACAAGCCCCGCUACGCCAACAAUUGGCCAGUCUAGUCAUCAUAGAGUACCCUGUGAUUCACGUGUUCCUUCCUUCACAUAGCCUCAAUUUUGAAGUCGUUAAAGACAUUAUCACUCAUAUAGUGCAGCCUAAGCCGGACCCGGUCAAAGAUAGUCAACCAAGCCCCAAAGGCACGUUCUUCAGGGAAGAAGAAAUCAAAGAUCAUGACUCCGCAGAUCCUCAUGUUUUGGAUCUCAUGAAUCGGUCAAAUAGCAAAACAGAGCCGAAAGACAUUCCCAAAUCUCUUGAUUCCACUAACAAAAACGAAGCGGGGGUUGAACUCGGGGUUGCCGACUUGAUGAAUUUUGACUUUGACCCCGAGUUAGUCGAUGUUUAUUCUAAUCUCAUCUCAGAGACGAACCCUGAUGAUUUUCUUGAUAUGGAUAGUUUAUUGUGUGAUGAUAUGCAACUGCAUGAAGAAAAGAGAGAUUGCAAAGUUAUCAAAGAAGAAUUGGAGGAAGGAGAGAUAGCGGAUUCCGACUAGCUUUUUGGGUGGUCGUGAACGACUUUUACAGAUACGUUAAUCGAUCUUUUUUUUGUAGAAUGUCGAUUUUAUGUUGAUUACGCAACUCGGUUUUAGUCUUCCCGAUAACGACGAUAAAGAUUGGAGGGAGGGUGAUUUUGAAAGUUACAGCAGUUGAUGCAUUAGUGCAAAGAGGUAUCCUUGAAUUGUAUUUUGGUGGAUGUAUCAAACAGUUGAGAUAUAUGAGAGAUAUGAAGAUGCAAAUGAAU